Molecule: messenger RNA, 3462 nt
Organism: Syngnathus acus (greater pipefish)
Lineage: Eukaryota; Metazoa; Chordata; Actinopteri; Syngnathiformes; Syngnathidae
Gene: txnrd2.2
Product: thioredoxin reductase 2, tandem duplicate 2
Exons: 17
Coding region: 34-1572 (512 amino acids)
Biological process (GO): cell redox homeostasis; cellular response to oxidative stress; glutathione metabolic process
Cellular component (GO): mitochondrion; cytosol
Molecular function (GO): glutathione-disulfide reductase (NADPH) activity; flavin adenine dinucleotide binding; thioredoxin-disulfide reductase (NADPH) activity
Source: RefSeq, a predicted model, not a curated record
CAGAAGAAAUCGGGGUCCUUUCAUAAUAACAAUAUGUCUGCGCUCUGUAGAGGUAGACACCGUUGGAAACGAAUCAAUUGGUGUCAUAUUUUGUGCAGAAACUUGACAGGAAAGUACGACUAUGAUGUGGUCGUUAUUGGAGGUGGCUCAGGGGGCCUUGCCUGCUCCAAAGAAGCUGCACAACUUGGACAGAAAGUUGCUGUUCUGGAUUAUGUGGAGCCCUCUUUGAAAGGCACCAAGUGGGGUCUUGGUGGCACAUGUGUCAAUGUUGGCUGCAUACCAAAGAAACUUAUGCACCAGGCAGCUCUCCUUGGAACUGCAGUCAAAGAUGCUAAAAAGUAUGGGUGGCAGAUCUCGGGACCAGUCUCCCAUGACUGGAUUACCAUGGCUGAGGCUGUUCAAAACCACGUCAGGUCUUUGAAUUGGGGUCACCGGGUCCAGCUCCAGGACAAAAAGGUGAAGUAUCUAAACAUGAGAGGCAGCCUUGUGGAUGAACAUACAGUCAAAGCGGUACCAAAAGCUGGGAAAGAGAUGACCCUGACUGCCAAGAACAUUGUGAUUGCUACGGGUGGCCGACCCAAAAUCCCCACAAAUAUUCCGGGUGCAAUGGAACAUGGUAUCACCAGCGAUGACAUAUUCUGGCUGAAAGAGUCACCUAGAAAAACGCUUGUGGUUGGAGCGAGCUAUGUAGCUCUGGAGUGUGCAGGCUUCCUUACGGGCAUUGGCUUGGACGCGACGGUGAUGGUGCGCAGCAUCGCCCUCCGGGGGUUUGAUCAGCAAAUGGCAGCCUUGGUGACAGACUACAUGGAAUCUUAUGGAACCAAAUUUGUACAGAAGUGUGUCCCCAAGAGAGUGGACAAACUUCCAUCAGGAGCCCUGAAAGUGACCUGGACUGAUGCUCGGACAGGCAACGAACACAAUGAUACCUACGACACUGUGUUAUGGGCAGUUGGUAGAGCUCCAGAAACAAAAGCUCUGGGUCUCAACAAGCUUGGUGUACAACUCAACAAGAAGACUGGGAAGAUCAUUGUUGGUGUGGAUGAAUCUACCUCUGUGCCAAACAUCUAUGCUUUUGGGGACAUAGGCCAGGGUCGUCCUGAAUUAACACCCACAGCUAUUAAAGCAGGAAAACUCCUCGCCCGCAGACUAGCUGGCCACGGCUCAGACCUCAUGGACUAUGAUAAUGUGCCAACUACUGUGUUCACCCCUCUUGAAUAUGGCUGUGUGGGCCUAUCUGAGGAGGAGGCUGAAAUCAAGCAUGGCAAAGACAACAUAGAGGUUUACCAUGCCUUCUACAAGCCUCUGGAAUUCACUGUGGCAGAGCGUGAUGCUACCCAGUGUUACUUGAAGGUGGUAUGCGAGCGGCAUGGUGACCAGAAGAUCUUGGGUCUGCACUUCACUGGUCCAAAUGCAGGAGAAGUCACGCAGGGCUUUGCCAUGGGCCUCCAGUGUGGUGCCACAUAUUCGCACCUGUCGGGGACAGUUGGGAUCCACCCGACCUGCGCCGAGGAGCUAACCAAGAUCAACAUCACCAAACGUUCUGGACUGGAUGCCACAGUCACCGGUUGCUGAGGUUAAAGCCCCGGUCUCUGAACACUGAGCACACAGGCUAGAAAUAGGUUAGUUGUGUCCAAAUUAUAAUUCUGGUUCAGCCUGCUCUUUCCUACUCAUCCAUCUAAUUGUAGUUUAUGGUAUGCCAGUCACUAACUGUUGGUAGUCAAGUGUAUAUUACAGGGAAUACUUUUUUUUAAAGCUCACCAUUAUAAUGUAUUGUUGCCAGUUGAAUCAGUAUAUUCUCAUGGUGCAAAGUUUCUAAAUCAGAUUUGCAAAAGCCUCGGCCGCAGAGAGACGUUUGAAGGAAAGACUCAUAAAUCAGGAUUAAACCCCGUUCUCAGGGUGUCGUUGAAAUUAUGCAAGAAACACAGAGCAGGUUCGCACAUUUUUCUUAAAAUAUAUUCUCCAAAUAUUGUUGUUACUGUGGCUGUACUUCCUGUCCAUUAGUCUUUAAGGUGACACAUACCAAAACGCCCCCCCCCCCCUACACUCCUCCCUCUAUGACACUGAUGGAUGGCCCCUGGCCCGUCGCCGCAGCGACACCGCCCCAUUUCCCACAAAGAGUCGCUGGUCAGUUGGUCAGGCAUCCUGGAAAGACUUGCCCAGAGAGAUGGGCCUCUCGUACGGUUUAGAAGCCUCUCCUUAUCAUACCAAACUCUCUGACGCGACAUAAAACAAUACCGCAGAACGGUAAACAUCUGCAGGCUGAGAGCAUGCAGCAGCACUCUGUGGGCACCACUGCUUGAGCAGCUCCGCAAGUGCUGUCUUACUCAUUGUUACCCAAAGGUGGCACUAUUGCCUGCUAAUUUUCAUCCAGAGUGGAAAAGAAAGGAUAAAGUUGUCACCAGAUAAAACCUAAACUCUACUACAUUUGUCUUGUUGGUUUAAUUCCCUUAAUCCCCCACAAGUGAUAUGCGUUUUGUUGAAGUUGGAGAGUAGACUGGAUUGAUUGGUGCUCCAACCGCUAAGGUUUAUCUCGCGUAUUUACAUGGAUGGAAGGUUCACGCUCAGUAGUCAUCACCUUCUGAGAUAAGCUAAGUUGUUUAUAUCAAUAGCCGUAAUAGCAGAUAAAAGAGUUUGCCAAAGUGCCCGCAUGUUUAACCUGCUGACUAAACUGGAAUUUCUCAUUGUGGCUUAUUGAGCAGAAGGGGAGGAGUGCCCAAACUGGGUUGCUACACAAAUUUGGGGGCUGAAAUGGUGGGUGUUAGUUUAUUUUUAAUCUGCCCGCUCUGAUUAAUGAUUCCGAUGAGGGGAGUGACAGCGUGCCUGGCGAUGGAAAAAGAGAGAGCAGGCUACCAGGUUUAUUUGGACCUGGCCUGGGAGAGAAUGAGCUGAGUUUCAGCUGGGUUGGGGAAGGAUGGGGAGGGGGGGGGAUUCCUGUGUGCUCUGUUCAGGGCCCGAGUGCUGACAGAAGAACCCUGACCUCCGCUCAGCAGGAACAGCUUGACUCUAUCACUCUGAGGACAGAGGGCUCACGUGCUAUGGUGCCGCGAGUCGGUUUUGGAUGAAGGGGGGUACCAUAUGACCGCAACACCGAGCUGAUAAUUGAGUCUAUGUUCCUGUGCUUAGCAACACGGCGGAUCAGGGUUCAACAUUUCAGGUAACCAGCUAAUGAUGACCUGCACUAAAACCCAAAACUGGGGAAUGCUGGGCUGAUGUCUCCUGGUUGCCAACUUCAACUUCAAACGUUGUAAAAAGAAAAGAGAAAUCUCAUUUUCCAUGAAGACUUUGUGUUAUGAAAUGUAUAUGUAAAGUAAUAACACUGGCAUGCAUAGUGGUUAUAUUAAGGUUGGGAUGUCCACUGAUUAUACGUGUACAUAGUACAUGCAUGUACAUACAGUGUGCCUUUGUCUAAAUUAUUGUAUAAUUAUCAUAUUCCAUGAACAAAUAAAAUAUUUCAACAGCUCA